CGGUCUCACCACAUCGCUUCACACAAGCUCCAUCGAUCCAUCCCACUCUCAGCUGAUCGCUCACUCUUUCAGCUCGAUCAGUCUUAGCUCUAGCUCUAGCUAGCCAGCUAGCCAAUCCUUCGUGUAGUCGUCAUCAGCCUUCUCAUCGUCACCAAUGGCCACCGCCGAGGUCCAGACCCCGACCGUGGUGGCGACCGAGGAAGCGCCGGUGGUGGAGACCCCGGCGCCGGCCGUCGUGCCCGAGGAGGCUGCCCCCGCCCCCGCCGAGGCUGAGCCGGCCGUGCCAGAGGAGGCUGCCCCCGCCGAGGAGGCCAAGGUGGUGGAGGAGCCAGCUGCCCCGGCGGAGCCCGAGCCUGUCGCCGCUGAGCCUGAGGCCGAGCCUGCCGCCGCGGAGCCGGAGGCGGCACCUGCUGCGGCCGCGGCGGAAGAAGAGGCGCCAAAGGAGGCGGAGCCGGCCGCGGUCGAGGAGGUCAAGGAGGAGGAGGCUGCGGCGCCCGCUGCCGAGACAGAGCCGGCGGCCGCCGAGCCCGAGGCUGCUGCUCCUGCUCCUGCUGCUGCCGAGGAGCCCGCCGCGGCCGAGCCGGCCGCCGAGGAGCCCGAGAAGGCCAGCGAGUGAGGCCUCCUCGGCGGCGGCCAAGGGAUCGGAGUGAGAUGGCUCAUCGUGCGCGCGUACAUGCCACGGGCUUUUGCUGUUGAGUACGCUACGGUUACUGGCGUUUCUCUACGUACCUAGCAGUGGCUGUGCGCGUGGACUGUCCGGUGCGGACUGCGAGUGACGUGGGCUAAAUAAAGUGAGGGUCGUGUUCGUGUGGCGGGGGGAAGUGGGGCCCGGUGUCAGUGGCGCGGUGCCCCAUGGCCUGCCACUGCAGCUUGUGUGUCUUUUGUGUUGUGUUGGUUCCUGUUCUGUGUUCUCUGUCUAUCUAUGCUCAUGUAUGUAAUGGCAGUUUGGGUAUGAUGAGUAUCAAGCAUGUCUGCAUUCUCGUCUUCUUUGGUUA
Sorghum bicolor (sorghum) is the source of this 995-nucleotide messenger RNA. Its product is annotated as induced stolen tip protein TUB8. The transcript has 2 exons. The coding region runs from base 155 to 616 and encodes 153 amino acids. The record is from RefSeq and is a predicted model, not a curated record. NCBI's taxonomy places the organism in Eukaryota, Viridiplantae, Streptophyta, Magnoliopsida, Poales, Poaceae.